Pocillopora verrucosa is the source of this 3952-nucleotide messenger RNA. Its product is annotated as brother of CDO. Gene Ontology annotation, molecular function: axon guidance receptor activity. The record is from RefSeq and is a predicted model, not a curated record. Gene Ontology annotation, biological process: synapse organization; homophilic cell-cell adhesion. NCBI's taxonomy places the organism in Eukaryota, Metazoa, Cnidaria, Anthozoa, Scleractinia, Pocilloporidae. Gene Ontology annotation, cellular component: axon; neuronal cell body; plasma membrane.
CGUUGGCGUCCCGUGAUAUCAUUCAUCAAAAAUACAACGAACGUUCCUUGAAUGUUUCUUCAGUUGAAUUUCGUAAGGGGAAUAGGCUUGUGAAAGGAUAAUGGAUCUUUUUCUUACUGGCGUUUUUCGAUGGGUUUUGGCAACCCUUUUACUCUGCUACAUAAUUCAGAAGUCAGAGUCAUUCAGAAUCAGCCAAAAACCUUCCAAUCCUACUAUUGUGGUGCUUGGAGUAAACAGCAGCCUAGUCAGUCUUAAGUGGCAGUAUUCUGAUGCACCGCCUAACUAUUUCGUUCAGUUUCUCAGAAAGAAACCUCGUGAAACAAUUGAAACAAUAUCAUCAAGCAAAGAUGGAAAUGCGUUCGAGCCGAGCAGCACAAAGGAAUUCGAAGCCUCUCUGGAAGCAACACUAAAACUGAAGAACGUGAAGAGAAAUGAGGAAUACACCUACACUAUUUUUUUGCUGGAUACUAAACUCCAAUCGCAAGGUUCGCACGAAGUCUCUAUUAUUGUGGUCGUGCCUCCAGAAAUAACUGACCCACCAGAACCAAGACCUUUUCUUACCAUUGGAAAAAACUACACUCUGACCUGCAAUGCAUCUGGUGAUCCUUUGCCAAAGAUUACAUGGACAAAAGAUGGAAUCCCAGCUGAAGAGUUUAAUGUGACAGGUUACAAGCUUCAUUUGACUGACGUGAAGUUGAAGGAUGUAGGAUCAUACCGAUGUACAGCUAGUAAUGGAUAUGGAGUCGAUGCCUCUAAUGCCAGUAUAGUUGGUGUAAAAUGUAAUGAAUGUGAAAUUAAGACAGUUGGAAUAAAAUUAGAGAGUGAAACUUGGAAGUCAGCUUUGAAUAACAGAGAGUCAAUUGAGUUCAAAACAUUGCAAGCAAAUUUGUUAUCAGAAAUAUCUAAGGUUUACACCAAAAGUCCUGGAAAAGAAUUGUACACAGUGGGUGUUGUUGAUUUCAGAUCUGGUAGUGUCAUUGCUAAAGUAGAGAUGGAGUUUGGUAAAUCUGUCACUGACCCUUUGAAACCACUGGAAGAUGAAAUCAAAGAUGGAAGGCUUGGGGCAUUCAGCGUUAAAAGGGAACUUGAUUUGAAUCCAACUACUCUGCCACCUACCUUCUCUUCUUCAACAACGUCAGAGAAACCAGGAGAGCCUGCAGAUGGUGCUCGCACCUCAAAAUUGACACAAAGUGAAUUGUGGGGUAUCAUAGGAGGAUGCAUUGCAUUUUUUCUUGUUGUCGUCAUCAUUAUUGUGGUGUCCUGCAUUUGCUGUAGGAAAAAGAAAAGUGGUGGUGCUUCAAAAGGUGGUAGGAACCAAUACAGUGAAGCUGAUGGUUACCGCAUGAACAAGCAGCCUCCUUCAGGACUUGGUACAGCCAGUCCAGCAUAUGUUGAGGCCAGGCAGUAUGCCCCAGUUUCUUCUGCAAUGAGACAGGAUGAACAACGAAAAGGACCAAACUAUAUGGAGCCUGCCUUUGGCAACUCACCUGCAUCUUACAAGCAGCCUCCCCCAUACUCAGCCACAGAAUACAGUGAGAUAGCUUCCCAGAAAGGAGGACAGCAGGGAGAGGGUGGUGGCUUUGAGUUGUGGUGCUAAACUUGUAAAUGAAUGGGAAGUGCAGGGUUCUCAGUAUUCUGAUAAUUUCCAUGCAUGUACAACAGCUCCUGGUAAUACAAAAAGAACUGCUUUCUGUGAUAACUCAUACAAACUGUAUUUUUCUAGCCAGGACAGACUUUAUAAUACAUUUUGUUGCUGUUAACAAAACCUGAGGGAAGUUUGGAAUUUACUGAGAACCAUAAAUGUAGCAUUCAUUUUCUGAAGGGAGUUCUUUUCUCUUCAACCAUUUUAAUUUGUUUGUUUCUCAAUGUGACAUGAUGUAUCUGUAGGUAUUUUAGUUAGCCAUGUUUUUAGCAUUAACAUAAGUUGCUUUUUAGGAACACCAGGAAAGUUAAAGUUCUUGUAAUCACUUCAAAGGCACCUCAAAAUACCAAAGUACAUAAACAGUUAAAGCACUUUGGUUACAUUUUGCGUAGUAUUACCACUGUGAUCUUGUCACCUUGUUAGAGUUUGCCAAUAAUUUCAUCUCUGGUGUCUACCUUUUAUUUUCUCUCAAUUCAAUUGCCAUUGUGAGCAUUCAUCUUUUCCUCACAGUGCACAAUAGCUAGGCAAAUGAUUGUACUUGAAUUCUCUUGUCACUCAAUGUCUAAAUUAAUUUUCCCUCAAAUUGAUCUAAGAUUCUCUACUGGUAUUCGUAGCCAUGAACACAUGUAAAUUUGUAAAUUUAAAUGUUUGCUAAUCGAAGGAAGAUGGGGAUGUUAAUAACUUUUACUGAUCAGUUGAAGUAAACCCAAAUUUACAAAUGUACAUCUGAGUACAUUUUUAGUAGUGCACCACCAUGGACCUCUUGUCUGGUGAAGAUGCUGAACCUGACAUUGUUAGUCUCCUUUGUGUACCUAUGAGCACCACUUUUGAUUGACAAAAUGGUUGUAGUACAUGUGCAUAUAACAGAAUACUAAAUGAUGUAAACUUUCUCUACAGUAUCUGCAUACACAACAUUUGACGUUAAUGUCACAAUGAAAGAAGAGGGGUCUUGAUUCAGAUAAAUAUUCUGGUAAUCAACAUUGAGAAGACUUUGUUAAUACAGGAUAGACCAAAUUUAUGUAGACAAUCUCUGUAGUCCACAUUUUAGCUGCUGAAGUCACCAUGUUUUAACUUUUCACAUGUACAAUUUUUUCAGCUGAACUAGAACUUUUGAAGGAACUUUCUCUGCUUGAAUAUUUUGGGUUUAAAGCUAGUUCAACACAUGCUUUUUAUGCUCUAAAAUGUUAUAUAGUUUUAUUAGUUGGAUGUAUGUGUUUAAACUUGAAAACUAUGAGAUUCUAUUCUGAAUGAGCACAAAGUAAAUGACAUAAAUGUAUUUAAUCCAUUUGGAACCAGUGAACUUAAAUGAACAAGGUCACUCGUAUGAUAAUGCACUAUUUUGAAUGAAGAUCAACAGGUAGGAUUUUAGGGAUUGUAAAGAAAUAUAUUUUACUUCAUCAGGAAGAGUUUUACGUGGAAAAUAUUACAAAUGGAUCCUCUAUGUCUUUCUGAGCAAAACAUGGUGUUUAGUGUGUUUGAGUGACUUGGCAAGUGGUUGCAUAUAAAGGUUUUGGCAAUGCCAACCCUUGAGGUUGUUAACUCGGAGAGCAAACUAGAAGGAUCCUUUGUAAUGUUAUUCUAGUAGUAAAGUUUUCAAAUUUCACCUUUUUUGAGAAUUUUCAAUCCCACCAUGGCCUGUUCUUUGGUGCUGACUUAAUAGCUUUUUGUGGUUGUUUUUUUUUUGUCUGACUGAUUUAUCAAGUAUCGGUUACAACAUAACAUACUGGUCUAGGUAUGGAAGGUUUAGCGGAACGCAUGCGUACAAGACCUCUCUUAAGGAGAAAGUACUCGCAAGAAAUUGCUCUCAGGAACUCCUUUUUUUACUUGUCACGCAACUCUUCAGUCGCAUGACAGAUCUGUGCGGUGCGACUGUGUGUGGGCGAUUCCCCCUAUCCGCUUUUAUUUUACUAAUAGGCUCGUAACUAGUUAAGUUGUAAGAAUCAUUUACCUUACGUUAAGUGAAUGAUGAAAGUACAGGUAGGAUAGACUGCUUGGUUUUUGAGUGAUCUUGUAAUUAUUUAAUUAAGUUUUAAUGAUUUUCAUUAACUUUCAAGAAGACGACUAAUAAUUUAGAGAUAACGAUUUCAUAUAUAGUGAGGCUUUUUUUCCACCAGAUUUGCAUUUUUGCUGAUUUAUUGUGAGGCCUAUUCAUUAUGGUCAGUACCUUUACUAAGUACAAUUAAAGCAUAACAGGCUUAUUUGCCGGUACACAUAUCUAGUUAUAUUUUUAGAAUUAAGCAAUUGUUUAUGUAGUAUUCUGAUGAUUGCUGUAUAUUAAAAACGUGCAAUAAAAUUCCUCAAUCGCUUUUA